CAGAGCAGUACUUGAUGCUUCGGGUCGUUCUGCACCGCGGGCAGCUUGAGGAUACGGCAGCCAGCCUGGUGCUACUGCUGACCAUAGAGUCGUGAACCAACGUCUUCCCUAUGCUUCUUGUGACAUUGCCCGACGAUCUUAGCAUCAUCGCUUGUUGAGCGAUUGAGCGAUGGCCGGCUCCGCCCCGCCACAGCCACAGGAUACCGAUACUUCUUGUAGAGUAGUUCUGGUAGUGGUGGUGAACGCCUGAAGAUCCGACGGUCGGUAUUUAGAGCUUCCGUCUUCCAAGGUACGAUAUUUAUCCUCCGAAACUGUCGAGCUCGAUAAACCUCAAAGCACGUAAGAAAAAAUCAAGGUAAAUCUUUUGACGGACGAAGUGCAAGAUGCCAUCGCUUUUCUCGAAGAAGAAGGACAGCGAAAGGGAGAUUACUCAGGCGGGUACAUCGGACGACUCUCAAGUUGCGCCUCCUGAAUACGUAGACGAUGGAACACCGCCAACCUACAAAGCAUCAUCUUACCUGCGCUCCCUCCAUGAUGGAGACCCCAACGACAAAGUCGACGUGCCGAUGAUUCACAGCGUGCACAAGCUCUCUGUUGGAGACUACUUGCCUUGGGGCAGUGCUAUGAAGACUGGAAAGCGGACCGUGAUCUCGCGCAGUAUGACGCGCGAUUGCUACAUCAAACACUACGCCACAGAUGAGGAGGGCAACUACAUUGGCACAGAGAAGCCGUAUCCAGACUGGAAGCUUGUCUUUGUGCCAAACAAAAGUACACCUGAUGAUAUCCUGCAGCAGCUAAAUGAGUUUGUCGACGUGAGACAUGACAUUCGGCGCCUGCACGAGCGCAAGGAACUGAAGCACAUCCCGAACCAAUAGAAACUCUUGAUUCAAUUUGCUCAUUUAAGCGUUAACGAGUCUUUUCGGUAGAUAUCCAAGCAAUGCAAUAUCGUUAA
Molecule: messenger RNA, 952 nt
Organism: Boeremia exigua
Lineage: Eukaryota; Fungi; Ascomycota; Dothideomycetes; Pleosporales; Didymellaceae
Exons: 3
Coding region: 384-875 (163 amino acids)
Source: RefSeq, a predicted model, not a curated record